Messenger RNA from Aspergillus campestris IBT 28561, 1281 nucleotides. Its product is annotated as MFS general substrate transporter. Gene Ontology annotation, biological process: allantoate transport; transmembrane transport; dipeptide transport. Lineage: Eukaryota; Fungi; Ascomycota; Eurotiomycetes; Eurotiales; Aspergillaceae. Gene Ontology annotation, molecular function: dipeptide transmembrane transporter activity; allantoate transmembrane transporter activity. Gene Ontology annotation, cellular component: plasma membrane. The coding region runs from base 1 to 1281 and encodes 426 amino acids. The record is from RefSeq and is a predicted model, not a curated record. The transcript is spliced from 9 exons.
AUGGCCGACGAGAAAGCGCGCCGCCAAGCAUUCCACGAUGCAGAUGAGGCCAUGCAGGCCAUUCAGGACCUGCAGGGCGAGGCGAUCGAGCUAGACGAGGCGACAACAAGCUGUGAUGGAAUCAAGGAGGACCUGUCGUUGAAGCACGACCAGUAUCAGUGGCUGGCCAGUUUGUUCUACUUCGGGUAUUUGGCUUGGGAAUAUCCGACCAGCCGGCUGCUGCAGAUGCUUCCGCUAGGCAAAUAUUCCGCCGCGUGUAUUAUUAUCUGGGGCUCCAUUCUCUGCUGUUUCGCUGGCGUCACGAACUUCUCUGCGGCCUUCUUCCUCGGAGUCUUCGAGGCUUCUGUCACCCCAGGCUUCGCACUGUUAACCGCUCAGCAGCCGGGUAACAUCUGGUUCAGCUUCAACGGCUGGGGCCAGAUCUUCGGAGGUCUCGUAGCGUACGGGAUCGCGGUGGGAACCCGCAUCCACGGAUCGGCCAUCGACCCCUGGAAGAUCGUCUUCCUCGUCACCGGUUUCCUGACCGUCGCGCUGGGACUGAUCUUCCUCUGGGUUGUCCCUGACAGCCAGCUGAAUGCGCGGUGGCUCAAGAAGGAGGACCGGCUGCUGGCGAUUGCCCGCGUGCGAGUCAACCAGCAGGGUAUUGGGAAUAAGCAUUACAAGAAGUACCAGAUUGUGGAGACUCUUAUGGAUCCGAUGACUUGGGCUUUUUUCUUUUUCGCUAUCAUCGCUAAUAUUCCUAAUGGUGGUAUCACGAAUUUUUUUAAUCAACUGAUCACCAGUUUCGUCGAGAUCGUCGCCCUGCUACUCAGCGGAUACAUCGGGCAAUACACGGGCCAGCGCAUCCUGUGCAGCAUGGGCGGGCUGGUAGCCUCCAUCGUCGGCAUGGUCCUCAUCGUGGCUCUGCCCCUAAGCAACAACGUCGGCCGUCUCAUCGGCUACUACAUGACGCAAGCUAGCCCAACACCAUUCGUCGCCCUGCUCGCGCUCAUCUCCUCCAACGUCGCGGGAUACACCAAGAAAACCACAGUAGCAGCUUUAUACCUGAUCGGAUACUGCGCGGGCAAUAUCAUUGCACAAAAGGUCCCAAGCUUUCCGCCCCGAAGACCCCCCCGCUACGUGCCCGCCGAAAUCACCCUCAUCGUCUGCUGGGGCGUCUGCCUGAUGAUCAUGGCCUUCAUCUGGUGGUGGUAUGACCGCGAGAACAAGAAGAAGGCGCUGAAGCGAGCUGCGCGGACUAUGUCCGCAUGGAGAACCAGGAGUGUUGGAUCUGACGGAUAG